Hermetia illucens (black soldier fly) is the source of this 1213-nucleotide messenger RNA. RefSeq lists its product as uncharacterized. NCBI's taxonomy places the organism in Eukaryota, Metazoa, Arthropoda, Insecta, Diptera, Stratiomyidae. The transcript is spliced from 3 exons. Gene Ontology annotation, cellular component: mitochondrion. The record is from RefSeq and is a predicted model, not a curated record. The coding region runs from base 164 to 916 and encodes 250 amino acids.
AACCCUACCUUGUGACACUUCUCCCGGAGUCUAUUCUGCACGGCCGAAUCGCUUUUUGUUUUGGUUAUAAUUUUCUUUUGAUAGUGUAGUGGUUGCACGCAAAGCCGGUGAAUGUCUUUUAUUAAAUUCGGCUUAGUCUCAUACCGGAUGUAUUUGUAGAGAAAUGUGUACAACAAUUAUAACGACAGGAUUGCCUUUUCGGCUCGCGAAUAAUUUUAGAAUUGGCAUCGGAAGGAUCAGCAGGAUCGAAUCGACAACAAAGUUUGCCUCUCGUUACUUAACAUGCUGCGGCACGAAUAAUUUCCGUUGGCACGGAGAGACCGCUUCCCCACAGAACGUGCAUCGCAAUGAGUUCUUGAAUGCGGAGUGCUCGUCCCGGCUUCUAUUUUUAAAAUAUGGUUUUAGUACGAAGAACAGCGACAUUGAGAAGGGAAUCAUCCCGGGAGUUCCAAUACCGAAGCAUCACUCCCUUAGCGGAAAUGGGAAGGACAAGGCGGAGCAAAGUGAUGACGAUGUUCCCAAAAAGCUGGGCUUGUUUGCGCGUUUCAAGCUCAUGUACAAACAAUAUUGGUACGUCUUGAUACCCGUGCAUGUGAUCACGUCCGUUGGCUGGUUCGCCGGCUUUUAUUACUUGUCGCAAAGCGGUGUGGACAUCCCAGCGGUGCUGGAGACGCUGCGAGUGAGCGAAACUAUCAUUGACAAAUUGAAGGACUCCAGCAUGGGGCAUGUGGCGAUCGCGUAUCUUUGCUACAAAAUCGCGACGCCGGUCCGGUAUAUGGUGACACUCGGCGGAACCACCAUAUCAAUUAAAUAUCUUGAGCAGUAUGGUUACAUAAAGCCGAUGCCGACGAGGAAUGAACUAUUUCAAAUGUAUGAAGAUAAAAAAGCGGAACGUGCGCGUCGUCAGCAAAGAUAACUGGACGAUGGAAGUGCAUGUGCAUAUAGUGAGUGCCCGAAAAAUAUCAGCAUAUAAGCGCAUAUUAAUAUUUUUUUGAUACUGAACCUUUUCAUUUCGUAUUACAAAUCUGUACAUAAUAGAAAUAUAUGUCAUAAAUGAUGAAGUUCUCAAAGGAUCUGAUCUAGUUGUAUUUGUUGAGUUGAAAUAUGUAAAUUACGAAAUGUGUUCGUUUAUAAUAUACUGGAUUAAUAAUACGAUUGUUAUAAAAAUUGUGAAAUAUGUCGAGAUAUAUAUAUAUAUACAUUUCACAAUCUA